AUGGACAGAGUUUCCACCUUUUCCUUGCUAGCCUCCAUUAGAGAAGUCUAUCGGAAAAAUAGAACUCCAACAUCAUCAAAAUACAGCAGCACCUCGAUCAUUGCAGUACCCGAAGAAAUUAUCGAAAUAAUACCUCAUCCACAAGCCGAGUUCUACAUACAAAAGAUCAUAUCCAUUUACACACUUCUAUCCCAACUCACUGAUCUCAGUCCCUCCCCAGUAACCAAUGUUUUGUUUUCAGAACUAGUGGGAACAUGUAUUACUAUCGUUCCUGAGUCGAUUUCAAAAGUGGUGCUCAGCGAUCCACGCGUUUCUAGCAUUUUACCAGCGCUUCGGGAAAUUUGCUCGACUGCUGAAGCAUCCCACCGCGUUCUCUCCACCUUUCCCUACGAUAAAAAUUACGAACAACUAACCCGUUUUGAACUCGCCGCUAUCUCUUCCACUGGCUUUACACUAUCCCCAUCCACCAAAGUGGCAUUUAUCGGUUCAGGUCCCAUGCCUCUAACAAGUCUCUGUAUCUUAUCCUCCCUUUCGAGCUCUAAUCACAUGUCGUGCAGUCUCUCGCCAGAUUCUUCUAUCCCAACCCUUACACCCCCACAAUCACCCAUGGCUACUCCAACUUCUACCGUCGUUGUAAAUAUUGAUAGUAAUUCUACCGCCAAUGAGCAAGCUCAAAAUCUAUGCACUUCUCUCGGUGGGCUUCCGGCUACGGGGAUGAAAUUUAUUACCGCAAUGGCUGGAGAAGAUACUCUUGAUCUCACAGGUUAUGAUAUUGUUUGGUUAGCAGCAUUGGUAGGAGGUGUCCAGGAGGAUAAAGAGAUUAUUCUGAAGAAUAUUGUGGCGAAGAUGAAGAAGGGGAGUCUGUUGAUUAUGAGGGGUGCUUGGGGUUUGAGGAGUGUGCUUUAUUGUGACUUCGAUGUAACGACCCCGGCUAUUACCACAUGUCUAGAAAUCUGUGUACGCAUGGACCCAUUCGGAGAAGUAGUCAAUAGUGUUAUUGUCGGGAGGGUAAGAUGA
Messenger RNA from Sclerotinia borealis F-4128, 1017 nucleotides. The record is from the annotation of a GenBank genome assembly. Lineage: Eukaryota; Fungi; Ascomycota; Leotiomycetes; Helotiales; Sclerotiniaceae.